CCAAGAAGAGCCACAUCGUAAUCCAACAGUGGACGACCUGUCUCAUGUUUGUAUCCCAGGCGCGUAUCCAGGAUUCGUUUACAGGAAGAGGUCAUGGUCACAUGGCCCGCAUUUCGCCUGCUGAUAGACGGUUUGCGCUUGAAAUACUCUAAUCAUCAGGAGGCGUGUUAUGAAGGGCGUAAGGCUGAUGGGGUGGGGUGGGUGUGUGUGUAUUGAAACCGACGGCCGCCACCCACCCGUGCGUGUGCGGGCGGCGGACCGUCCGCGAGGGCUCAGAUGGGAGAUGGGGCUGCGCCGGCUCGCGCCGCCCAGUUUUAGACUUGGGCACUGUCAGUCGAGACGAGGCGGGCUGGGCUAGGCUGGCGUCAGCCCCAUCGGCGGACGUGCGAGCGGCGGGCCAGGCAGUGUGGUGUGGAGCAGGCCGUCUCCGCGACGAGUCCUCCGCGCAGUCCGCGGCGCGGACUCCCAGAUACGCACAGAAGUUUGCGACAGCUUUCUGAGUUCAAGUAAAGAGGAUGGUGCCCGCGCGGUACGUGUUCGCCGUGCUCGGCUCCAUCGGCUUCGCCAUCAUCUACGGCCUCAAGGUGAACCUGAGCGUGGCCAUCGUGGCCAUGGUCAACCACACGGCCCUGGCGGCCCUGGCGCAGGGCGGCGCGGAUCGCGCGGGAGCGGCAGACUCCCCGGCGGCGCCCGCCUGCUCGUCGGACCCUGGCAGCCCCACCGAGAGUCUGGAGGACGGCCCGUUCGAGUGGAGUGAGACGACGCAGGGCUACAUCCUGGCCUCGUACUUCUGGGGCUACAUGGUGACGCAGAUCCCCGGAGGCCGGAUGGCGGAGCUGCUGAGCGCCAAGUGGGUCAUGUUCGCCGCGGUGCUCGUCAACGCCGUGUGCACGCUGCUCACGCCGCCCGCGGCCGCGCUGCACGCCGGCGCCCUGCUCGCCAUGCGCAUCGGCGAGGGACUUGGCGCGGGGCUCACCUUCCCCGCCAUGCACGUCAUGAUCUCCAAGUGGGCGCCUCCGGACGAGCGCAGCGUCCUGUCCUCCGUCAUCUACGCGGGCACGGCGCUGGGGACGGUGGUGUCCAUGCUGCUGUCCGGGGUCCUGGCCGGCGCGCUGGGCUGGGCCUCGGUGUUCUACGUGAUGGGCGGUCUGUCGCUGGCGUGGUGCGUCCUGUGGCUGCUCCUCGUCGCGGACUCUCCCGCGCAGCAGCGGGGCAUCUCGGCCGCCGAGCGGGCGUACAUCGAGGAGGCGCUGGGGCACUCCCCGGGGCAGCAGCGCGCGCGCCGGGAGGCUCCUCCUCCGGUGCCCUGGAGAAGUGUCUGGACGUCUGGGCCAUUCUGGGCCAUCCUUGUCGCUCACUUCUGCAGCAACUUCGGCUGGUACAUGUUACUGAUUGAGCUGCCAACUUACAUGAGACACAUACUUCGGUUUAGCAUUAAAGAGAAUGCUGGCCUGUCUGCGCUACCCUUCCUAUUGAUGUGGUUUUUCAGUAUGUUCCUUGGAAGACUUUGGGAAUGGUCUACUAAGAGAGGCUCUUUAUCCACUUCGUCAUCCAGGAAGAUUAGCACAGUGAUUGCUUCCAUAGUUCCAGCUCUGUGUCUGAUUGGUGUGAGCUUUGUAGGCUGCGACCGACCUUUUGUGGUUGUUUUGAUGUCAGUUGCAGUGAUGAGUGUUGGAGGAAUGUUCUCUGGAUUUUUAUCAAACCACAUUGAUAUAGCUCCAAACUUUGCCGGUACAUUGAUGGCAAUUACUAACACUUUUGCGACUAUUCCUGGAUUUGUUGUUCCAGUCUUUGUUGGACAAGUGACCAAUGGAAAUCAAACAAUGUCUGCGUGGCGCACAAUAUUUCUUACCACAGUCGGACUCUUCAUCUGUGAAGCAGUUGUAUAUGUCUUCUUAGGAUCCGGUGAAGAACAGAGUUGGAAUAAUAUUAAGAAGUCAGAGGAGAAGCUCAAAGAAGAAAGAAUAAAUGCAGAAAAUGCCUGAAAAGCUAAAUCACAGUGUUUAAGUUUUAAUUUAUCUUGGCCAAUUUUAGCUUCUCUGGGUGGUGCAUCCUUGUGAAAUGGAUUCCACUGUGCUGGUCACCAUAAAUCUUAAUAACAACAUUUUAAAAAUUUCUUACAAAUGUUGAAUUGAUAAUAAUUUUAUUUUAAAAUUUACUUUAAAGUAUACAUUAUGAUAAUUAUAUAAAAUUCUAAAAAUAGAUCUAUUUACAGCACCUAUACUUGAGGCCUAUAAUACCAUUUGAAAGCUUAAAAUAAAUGCAUUUUAUACAGGGCGGAAGUUACAUUAUAGGUAUUAUGAUGACAACUGAAAUUUAAACUAACCAGCAGUACUAUGUGCAGAGAAACUGAGCAUACACAUUUUAUUUAUUUAUGAAAGCACUUUAAAGACUGUUUUAGCAAGUAACCCAAAUGUUACUGUUUUUCAGGUAUAGUGAAAAAUAAAUCUGUUGUCUCUAUAGUU
Frankliniella occidentalis (western flower thrips) is the source of this 2465-nucleotide messenger RNA. It is a transcript of the gene MFS3, whose product is annotated as sialin. The transcript has 9 exons. Lineage: Eukaryota; Metazoa; Arthropoda; Insecta; Thysanoptera; Thripidae. The record is from RefSeq and is a predicted model, not a curated record. Gene Ontology annotation, biological process: monoatomic anion transport; transmembrane transport. The coding region runs from base 516 to 1985 and encodes 489 amino acids. Gene Ontology annotation, molecular function: transmembrane transporter activity.